This is a messenger RNA of Nannizzia gypsea CBS 118893, 1689 nucleotides long. Its product is annotated as peptide transporter PTR2-A. Gene Ontology annotation, biological process: oligopeptide transport; transmembrane transport. Gene Ontology annotation, cellular component: fungal-type vacuole; plasma membrane. Gene Ontology annotation, molecular function: dipeptide transmembrane transporter activity; tripeptide transmembrane transporter activity. Lineage: Eukaryota; Fungi; Ascomycota; Eurotiomycetes; Onygenales; Arthrodermataceae. The record is from RefSeq and is a predicted model, not a curated record. The transcript is spliced from 8 exons. The coding region runs from base 1 to 1689 and encodes 562 amino acids.
AUGGCUGAACCAAAAGAUAUUGAGCCUGUGCAGACACCCAGUCCUCCUGUACGUGAAGUUGUCUCUGCUCCCGACGGAAAUGAGCCAACGAAGGAGGAUCUUGCGACCCUGAGAAAGGUGGCUGGUAAAUUGCCAUGGUCAGCCUUCCUUGUCGCUGUUGUCGAGCUAUGCGAGCGGUUCGCAUACUAUGGUCUGAAUGGACCGUUCCAGAAUUAUAUGCAGCAUAAGUACAAAGAUCCCAGUGGAGUUCCGGGAGCUAUUGGUCUUGGGCAGUCUGCGGCCACAGGACUGAGCAGCUUUUUUCAGUUUUGGUGCUACAUUACUCCAAUCAUCGGUGCUAUCAUUGCAGAUCAAUAUAUGGGAAAGUACAACACCAUCGUCAUCUUCGCCUUGAUCUAUAUCUCGGGACUCAUUGUUCUGUUCUGCACCGCCCUUCCCAUUGCCAUUGAGCACGGAGCUUCCCUCGCUGGUUUGGUGGUAGCUAUGAUUAUCAUUGGUCUUGGGACAGGCGGAAUCAAGGCCAACAUAUCUCCUUUAAUUGCAGAGCAAGUAACUGCGACAAAACCCGAAGUAAAGACCCUGAAAACCGGAGAGAGGGUUAUUGUUGAUCCUUCACGCACCGUAGAGCGUGUCUAUAUGAUUUUCUACAUGUGCAUUAACACUGGCUCGCUGGCUGCGAUCGCAACUACCGAACUAGAACUCCAUAUCGGAUUCUGGGCAGCCUACUUGCUCCCUCUUUGUAUGUUUAUCGUUGGAUUCGUUGUGCUUAUUGUGGGACGAAAGGUUUACGUCGUCCGGCCACCAAAGGGCUCCAUCUAUCCCCGUGCCUUCAAGAUCAUGUAUAUCGGCAUGAAAAAUGGGGGGAACCUAGAUGCUGCUAAAAGCUCCUCCCAACGACACAUCGGUGGACGCGUAUUCCCUUGGAAUGAUCAGUUUGUGGACGAAAUGAAACGAGCCUUGGUAGCUUGCCGAGUUUUCAUUUAUUUCCCUAUCUACUGGGUUUGCUACCAGCAAAUGGUGAAUAACUUUGUGUCCCAAGCCUCGACCAUGCAGCUUCAUGGGAUCCCCAACGAUAUUAUGCAGAACAUCAACCCUCUGGCAAUUAUCAUAUUCAUUCCAAUCUGUGAUAGAAUUGUCUAUCCCCUCCUGCGUAAGAGAGGCAUCAAGUUCAAACCCAUUACGCGCAUAACCACGGGCUUCUUAUUUGCCUCCAUUGCAAUGGCGUAUGCCGCCAUUGUGCAGCAUCUCAUCUAUAGCAGUCCACCAUGCUACAACACCCCUAUGAAAUGCGAUGCGAGCAAAAACGGGAAACUGCCCAAUCAAAUCCAUGUUGCUGUCCAAUCUCCCGCAUAUCUUAUGAUCGGUCUCUCUGAGAUAUUCGCUAGCAUUACUGGCUUAGAAUAUGCAUACACUAAGGCACCGCCCUCUAUGAAAUCAUUCGUCAUGGCGAUGUUCUUACUCACCUCCGCAGUCGGUGCUGCCCUUGGUAUGGCCAUCUCCCCUGUCGCCAAAGACCCUAAACUUGUGUGGAUGUAUACAGGCUUGUCUGUCGCAUCAGCGGUGGCCGGCAUUAUCUUCUGGUUCCUGUUCAGCCGCUACAACGCUAAGGAAGAAGCUAUGAAUGCACUGGCAGAAAAGGAAUUACGCGAAGACAGGCCAGUUGCUGCGAACGAGAACUCCAUUAUCUGA